Messenger RNA from Diospyros lotus (date-plum), 1157 nucleotides. RefSeq names its product LOB domain-containing protein 22-like. The record is from RefSeq and is a predicted model, not a curated record. The transcript has 2 exons. Lineage: Eukaryota; Viridiplantae; Streptophyta; Magnoliopsida; Ericales; Ebenaceae. Bases 249 to 896 code for a protein of 215 amino acids.
CAGUAGUCAUCAUAGUACGAGAGUAGGGCACGACACGACACGAUCCGAUCGAGAGUCCUAUAAGAUCACGUCCGAGGAUCCACUCGCCGAUUUUCUCUCCAUGCCCACGAACGAUAUCCGGUAAUUUUCUCUAACUCUUCCUCAAUAUCGAUCCCAAUUUUUUCUCCAUUUUCAGAAAACACCGGCGUCGGCGCGGCGUCAGGCCAGCCUUAAUUUCCCAAUAUAAAUCCAAACCCUAGCCAACAUCAAUGACUACCUUUUCAAAACCCACUAUCUCUGCUGCUUCUGCUUCUACUUCUACUACCACUUCUUCUAGUAAUCUUAUUAGGGCUGGUCCCGGGGGCGCCACCGCCUCCCAAGCUUGCGCCGCCUGCAAGCACCAGAGGCGGCGGUGCGGCCCGGAGUGUCUGCUGGCGCCCUAUUUUCCUGCACAUCAGCAGAAACAGUUUCUCAACGUGCACAGGCUGUUUGGGGUCAGCAACGUGACGAAGGUGAUCAAGUCUUUGCAACAGAAGCCGCUCGAGCAGAAAAACGCCGUGAACUCCAUGAUUUUUCAGGCAAACGUGCGAGCCAGCGAUCCUGCCGGCGGGUGUUACCGGAUAAUUCAGGAUCUGAAGCGCCAGAUCGAGCGCAGCGAGGCCGAACUCAUUGCAGUGCUUCGUCAGUUGUCGAUUUACCAGCAGCAGGAACAGCGACAGGUGCUAAACCCUAUUGAGUUUUAUGUUGAAGGGAGUGAUGCAAUGAAGGGGGGCGUGGAAGCUUUGUCUUCGUUGACGCCCGGGAUCAAUGAAUUGGAAGAUAUCAAGCCCCUAGUUGGAAUGUUUGAUGAGAAAUUACUGGUUCCAUUCGAUCCUAGUAGCCAAACUGAGCUGAAGGAUCACGUAAUUGAUUUUUGAAUUGUAUACAAGAAGAAGCAGCGCUUCUCCAUUCUUGAUUCAGUGCAAGCUUGAAGUUUCCCCUUGAAAUGAUUGAGUGGAGAGGAUAUGUUGAAAUGUUUCUUCGAUCUUCGCUUCUUUAAUUGAUAAGAUACAUGAUAUAUAAUUCUUCCUGAUGUUUGUUCAACUUGUAUCAAUUCUGAAAGCUGUAACAGUUUGCUUAUCUUUGUUAUUUGAAUGAAAGCUGUAACAGUUCGUUUAUCUUAGUUAUUUGAAUAUUGA